AUACUGUAGGUAUAGUAUACUGUUGGCUUAGAGCAUGCUAAACUGAAAAAUGUGCUGGCGCAGGUGCUUUCCCUAGCGAGGGGAUCGCGGAACCGCUGCCAAGGUAGGGCGGCGCGUCGCACGGUUGACCACCCCGCUGACUGACAGCAUCCUUUGACGCCGUCGUGGUUCCCACGUGGCCACACGCUCAAUCCGUGUUAAAUUUUAAUUUUACGGCGGUCGCGAUUAAGGUGCUGAUCGAGGUUGCGCCUGAGGUGGGGAUGCUUUCUCGCUGUUACGGCGGUGUCCGGCUCUCCGGAGGUCGCAUGAUCUCGCUGGGCUGGCGAUCGGCCGCAACGCACCUGAAUAGGAUCGUCAAAACCAAGUUAAUUUUGCUGGUUGAGUUGGUGACUACUGUACGGCGAGGCCAAAAAGUUAUAACCGAGACAGAAUGAGAUAUCGAAACACACUCGGAUGGUUGCUUGAAUUGUGGCUUUCCGAUGGACUCGCAGUAGUUCUCACGUACUUUUUCGUGCCCGAAACCGCUGGCCUGUCGCUGGAGGAAGUCAACGAACUCUUUGGUGAGAAAGUCUUGGUGAACCUGACCCACGCCUCGGAAGAAGAGAAGAAGAAUAUUGAUCGAGCGAUUGAAGAGAAGGAGAUGGUGGUGACGAAUCAUUCGGAAAGCAUAGUAGAGCAAAUUACAGGAUGAUGUGAAUCUCUGGCCAGCACAGUGUGGGUUGGAGAACUUGCGAUGGUUGCAUUCGCGCCAGUCAUGAGGAAAGUGCUUGCCAUGACAAGUUCGAGUCACCGUUGAUGUAAUCCUAUUGCUUCCAGUCGAGCUGUCACACACUGCAAAUAGUUCUGGAAAUUCCACCCUGGACUGAACUGAGUAUUGGCGAUGUAGUGAAUCGU
Exophiala viscosa is the source of this 894-nucleotide messenger RNA. RefSeq lists its product as uncharacterized. The record is from RefSeq and is a predicted model, not a curated record. The transcript is spliced from 2 exons. Bases 431 to 691 code for a protein of 86 amino acids. NCBI's taxonomy places the organism in Eukaryota, Fungi, Ascomycota, Eurotiomycetes, Chaetothyriales, Herpotrichiellaceae.